Molecule: messenger RNA, 2940 nt
Organism: Aspergillus homomorphus CBS 101889
Lineage: Eukaryota; Fungi; Ascomycota; Eurotiomycetes; Eurotiales; Aspergillaceae
Product: putative SNF2 family helicase
Exons: 8
Molecular function (GO): ATP-dependent chromatin remodeler activity; ATP binding
Source: RefSeq, a predicted model, not a curated record
AUCCCGGAACUGUCAGACGCAGAAGUCGCGGCAUUAUUGCAAGGCAUGAACGGAUCGGUAAUGACAAAUUCAGUCGAAAAUGCAGAGCCCACAAACCCAGUUCCCUCGGCAGAUAAGAACAAAGAGCGUGAAAAUUCCGCUAAUGGGGCAGGCGAUAGUGAUGAUGGCAAUUCCGAGUCGCUAUCAGAUAAUAUGUCUGUCAUAUGUUCGUCGUCAUCCGGAACAGAAGGUGCACAUGAUCUGUUGAUGGACGCAACUAGCGAGGUUGACGAGCAGGGCGACCGAUCCGAGUGGCCAGAUGAGGAUUUUGAUGAUAUAGUCAGGGAAGAGCUUUCCAAUGCAAAAUUCAAAGCUGCAAAGCGUCAUUUCAGGAACAUUGCAAAUCCUUCUAUGGAGGAUAAAAUCCGAUUCGAAGCCGCGAAGAUGAAAGAGGAAGCCCGCCGACGAAUUCAACCACCGAGAAACAAAAGUAACAGGAUCUCAGCCGAAGAGAAGCGCAAGAGCAAGAAAUACGGCCUCGACCUUGCUCUCAAACAAGGAGACCACAAGACCGCAAGGAAAUCUAGAAAACGCAAGAGUGGGGAAGCCACUCCGGAUGCAGAAAAGGCAGUCUCCGAGAAAGCAAGGAAGAAGAUCCGAAUAAGUACAGAAUUCUUCAAAGAUCUCUUGGCUCCUAACGUCAUAGAAGAUGCACACGCGAGUGCUUCUGCAGAGGCAAUGCCUAAGCUCAGCGAGAAGAAUAAAGAGGCGGCAUUCAAACGGCUUAUUGCCAGCAUUCCUGCUGCCGAUCAUUCUGGAGCAAGAUCGGACCAGAGCAAAAUCAUUGAUGCAACCAGGAAGUUCUCAAAACUUGCUAGAAUGGAUGGUAAAGGCGGAUACCGCAUCCCGGGUAUGAAGACAAGCUUGUACCACUAUCAGCUUCAAGGAGCAGCUUUCAUGCGGGAUCGAGAGAAUUCAUCUGUUGCACCUUCUGGUGGAUUUCUCAGUGAUUUUAUGGGAUUGGGAAAGACAAUUCAAGCACUAGCGAACAUCGUGGAUGGACAGCCUCCGGCGAAUGACCCUGUCAAGACUACUCUCAUCGUUGUUCCCUCACAACUUGUAUCUCACUGGAAUACCCAAAUCACCAAUCACUGUGAUGGUAUUGAUGGCAGCGAGGUCCUUACUUACAAUGCCAGAACGAGAUUAAGUACACUGAAUACAACGAAAAGCCUCCAAAAAUACAGUGUAAUAAUUACCACGUACGAGGAGGUCAGAAUGUCAUAUCCUAAAUGCAAUCAAACGUCAGUGCCGACCGGAGAUGAAGAUGAAGUGACCGCAUGGUGGAAUGAACAAUACGAGGAGAAGGCCGGCCCUCUCCAUAGGAUUAAGUUUCUCCGUAUUAUACUAGACGAAGGACAUAUCAUCAAAAAUUAUUCGUCCGCCGUCUCACUCGCUGUUCGUGCGUUGACCGGCAAAUACAAAUGGAUACUGAGUGGCACACCUAUACACAAUUGCCUUGAUGAAUUAUAUCCUCAAUUCGACUUUCUAGGCGUACCCGGCACAAAGACCCUUGAAAAAUUCAUGAAAGACUUCUGCCAGAGUGAGAUAGGUCAUAGCCGCCUGGUCAAUCUCAUGCGAUCUUUCAUGUUCCGCCGAACUCAUGCUAGUCGGCUUUUCUCAUUUCCGAUUGUCAAGCUACCGGACGUCAAGGAUAGAGUAGUCAGGGUUCAAUUUUGUGACGCUGAACGUGAGAUCUAUACUGCCAUCCAAGACGUAUUCAUUGAGAACCUCAACAAGUGUGGAAAUUUAAAGCAUCCUGCGUUGGCUCAGUAUCGAUGCUUCCUGACAAUGCUUCUGAAAUUCCGCAUACUGGUCGCAAUCCGCAAGAAUCCAACAGCCAUCCGUGACGACCAGAACGAGCAUCUGGUUCACUCUACAACCCUCCAAGGAGAUCGGGAAAAGCUGACGAAGGACUUCUAUGAGUUCAUGGUACAGCUUCACGACAGUGGGCAAUGGGAAGAACGCCUUGAGAGAAACAAUUGCGCUCAAUGCAAGCUUGUGCCAGUGUACCCCGUGAUCACCUCGUGUCACCACCUCUUCUGUGAGGAAUGCUACAGCUCUCUUUUCGUCAAUGAAAAUGCAGGUCAAGACAAGCCCAUGUGCUUAAUAUGCAAAAAACCCAUUUGCGAAGCUGCUUACUGCGACGCAAUUGAAGAGUUGGAGCUUCAGCAGAUGCAGGCUUCUCAGCAAGCACAGCCUCCCAGAAAGUCUGCUUCGCGGCGAAAGCCCAAAGGCUCGUUCCGCCGAGGCACUUUUUUCGAUGCGAAUGAGGAGUCAUCGGACGUGCCGGGAGCAGAUGAAGAAACAGACUGGAUUCAAGCAUGCGCUGGCCUCAUGCCAUCUGCGAAACUAACCAAAAUUCGAGAAAUAGUAGCCGAAUGGCUGGCGGAAUCCCCUACGACGAAGAUCGUGAUUUUUACCCAGUUUCUCGAUUUCGUUCGUAUCGUGGAUUUUAUGUGUCAGAAGGAGGGUUGGGAGGUUGCCUGUUUGACAGGAAGUAUGAAUUUGGCGAAACGCGAACUAAGCAUGAAGCGGUUCAACAAGAAGGACGGUAAUACGAACAUCUUGUUGGCUAGCUUAAAGGCAGGAGGCAUAGGACUGGAUCUAACGGCAGCAAACAAGUGCAUCCUGGUAGAUCUCUGGUGGAACGAAGCCAUCCAGGACCAGGCGUUCUGCCGGCUGUGGCGCCAUGGGCAAACCCAGGAGGUGGAAUUUGUCAAGCUCAUUGUCGACGACACAAUUGACGAUUACCUUCUCGAUCUGCAGGCCGAGAAGAGUAAAUGCAUUGACGAAACCAUCGGAGAUGAUGUCCUCAGAAAGUUCGAGACCUUAAAGUCCUUGCUCGAGAUGUUUUGCGAUGUUGAGGUCGAACGCAACGGCGCCUACAAAUUGACUAGAAAG